This is a messenger RNA of Bombyx mandarina (wild silkworm), 3862 nucleotides long. RefSeq names its product Serine/threonine-protein kinase Tao (gene Tao). The record is from RefSeq and is a predicted model, not a curated record. NCBI's taxonomy places the organism in Eukaryota, Metazoa, Arthropoda, Insecta, Lepidoptera, Bombycidae. Gene Ontology annotation, biological process: protein phosphorylation. Gene Ontology annotation, molecular function: protein serine/threonine kinase activity; ATP binding. Gene Ontology annotation, cellular component: cytoplasm.
UGAAAAAAAUUGUCUAUGCUGUGUUACGGGAAAGUUGUAAAUAAUUUCAAAGAAAUUUUUAAACAAGGUCCCUUAAUUAUAAAUUGUGUUGGUUUAAAAUACGGUGUUAUUAUUAUAAUCAAAAAAAAUUGUGAGAGUGAUGAAAAAUUUUAUAAAUUCACCCAUAUGAAACAAAAAACUAUCAUUGCGCACGAUACCUCAACGCCAUUUUGAAGCAAAUUUUGUAUGUAAGUGCCAAGUAUUUCGCAAUAUUUUAGACACUAACCCUUACGAAAGGGCUGCGGUAAAUUAUUGUCGAUAACAGUGAACUGCGAAAGUACACGGAGCCGGGAUUUAGUGAUGAAGUGUAUCGAUGAACAAUCAAAAUCUGUGGUGCCAUCGAGGUGGGUUGCAGUAUCGUUUAACUGGAGCUAACAUUAAUUAAAUUAUUUAGUGAAAUUAAAGUGACAUAAUAGACAGCCUUAAGGCUCGGACUUGUUAUUAGUGCAGUCAGCACAAUUGGAUAUAGGAAGGUAUUAAAAAGAUAGAUGUCAGAAUUUGGCGUGACUGGUGUUAUCGUUGGCGUUUCCGACAAUUGCAGAUAGCGGACGUCGCGGAGGAUGGCCUGGGGCCACAGGACUGUUCUAAUUAAGUGACGGACGCCGCCGGCAUCCAGCUGGCACAGGCUACAAAAAUGCCAAGACCAGGCAGUCUAAAAGAUCCAGACAUUGCUGAGCUGUUCAGCAAACAUGAUCCAGAGAAAAUAUUUGAGGACCUACGAGAGAUUGGUCAUGGAUCAUUUGGGGCAGUGUAUUAUGCACGCUGUAAUCUUACAAAAGAGAUUGUGGCCAUUAAAAAAAUGUCAUACUUAGGGAAACAGAGUGAAGAAAAGUGGCAAGAUAUACUGAAAGAAAUUAAAUUCCUGAAACAACUGGACCAUCCAAACACUAUAGAAUAUAAAGGAUGUUACAAAAGGGAACACACGGCAUGGCUGGUUAUGGAGUACUGUGUCGGUUCUGCGUCUGAUAUAAUUGAGGUUCACAAGCGUCCGUUGCGCGAAGAGGAAAUCGCAGCCAUAUGCGAAGGGGUCGUUUGCGGUCUCUCGUAUCUCCAUAGUUUAGGUCGGAUCCAUCGCGACAUUAAAGCCGGUAAUAUUCUCCUCACCGAGAAUGGAACCGUGAAACUUGCAGAUUUUGGUAGCGCGAGUAUCAAGUGCCCGGCUAACAGUUUUGUUGGGACGCCCUACUGGAUGGCGCCAGAGGUCAUACUGGCCAUGGAUGAAGGCCAAUAUGAUGGCAAGGUGGACGUGUGGUCACUAGGCAUAACAUGUAUAGAACUUGCAGAGCGGAAGCCACCGUACUUCAACAUGAACGCCAUGUCUGCUUUGUACCACAUUGCACAAAAUGAUUCUCCUACAUUGCAGGCUACAGAGUGGACUGAUAUAUUUCGUUAUUUCGUAGAAGCUUGCUUACAGAAGAAUCCACAAGAUCGGUUGUCCUCCACGAAGCUUCUGUCUCACGUGUUUAUCACACGUCCUCGUUCCCCUAACGUUUUAGUGGAUCUCAUACAGAGAACAAAGGCUGCCGUACGGGAUCUUGACAAUCUCAACUACAGAAAGAUGAAGAAAAUAUUAAUGGUGGAUGUAGACAACGAAAGUGCUAUCGGUGACAGUGAAGAGGCAAUUGAGGAACCUUCAGGUGGGGACAGUUCUAAAUCAAAUUCUGCGACGUCCGAACAUAGCGCUGCUGGAGCUUCCAGUCAAAGUUCAUCAUCAGGUAGCUUGAGAAGACGACCUCAUGCUAUAAACGCAAAUCACCAACACCAGCAGCAAUCACAAUAUCAAUAUGUGAACCAUCAACCAUUAUUACAUUCCACAAGAGAGAGCAAGGGCUGGCUUUACUCAUGUUGGUGUUUCGUACGCAGAGAGAGCGAGAGCCCUAUUCCUCCGCCCAACGAUGACUACGUGAACAAGGACGUAAUGAGAGAAUAUGCCAACCGGGACUCGCUCGGGGACGACUACGGAGAUGACUACGCCAACAGGGACGCCAUCCGCGAGGCGCGCGAGCGAGACAGGGAGAGAGAGCGCCACUCUAACGACUACAGGGAGUACGUCAACGCGCCCUCCACCUGGCAGCACAGUGGCGACGACAACCGGAACACGCAGCGACGCCAAACAAACAGAAGUAUAAGCAAUAACGUUUCGGCGGCGAUGUCUCUAGUUUCCGAGCACGGAGCAAACAACUUUGCCACGAUACGUACCACCAGUAUUGUCACAAAACAACAGAAGGAACAUAACCAAGAAAUGCACGAGCAAAUGUCAGGCUACAAACGUAUGCGGCGUGAGCACCAAGCUGCCUUACUGAAGCUGGAGGAGCGGUGCAAAGCCGACGUAGACGCGCACAAGGCGCAGCUCGACAGGGAGUACGACUCGCUGCUGCAACAACUCUCCAGGGAGCUGGAGCGGCUGCAGACAAAACACGCUCAAGAAUUAGAAAAGAAGCUGAAACAGAAUACGGCUGCAGAAAAGAAGUUGAUAAAGGACAUUACGACACGACAAGAUCAAGAGCGUAAGGCGUUCGAAACUCAACGCAAAAGAGAAUACAAGGCUAACAAAGAACGAUGGAAAAAGGAACUAAGCAUGGAUGACGCAACGCCCAAGAGACAGCGGGAUGCUACCUUACAGUCUCAGAAGGACAACCUGAAGCAAGCAGAAGCUGCAGAGGAAGCGCGACUCGUGCGAUCACAGCGAGAGUACCUUGAACUGGAACUGAGACGGUUCCGAAGACGUCGGAUGCUUGGACUGCAUCACAAGGAACAGGAGCUACUCCGAGAGGAACUAAACAAACGCCAACAGCAGUUAGAACAAGCGCACGCGAUGUUGCUUCGGCAUCACGAAAAAACGCAAGAGCUCGAAUACAGACAACAGAAAGGCGUUCACGCGCUUAGAGAGGAACAACUCUCGAACCAACAUGCGACGGAGCUUUCAAAUCAGCGCGAUUACAUGCAGCGAGCCGAACACGAACUCACAAAAAAACAUGCAUUGCAACUCAAACAACAACCCAAAAGCCUUAAGCAAAAAGAAAUGCAAAUACGUAAACAGUUUCGUGAAACCUGCAAGAUACAGACCCGUCAGUACAAGGCGCUCAAAGCGCACAUAUUGCAGAUCACUCCUAAGGAGCAACAAAAAGAAGUAAUUAAGACGCUAAAAGAUGAGAAACGACGCAAACUUGUGCUGCUCGGGGAACAAUAUGACCAGAGCAUAACUGAAAUGCUUCAGAAGCAGACCGUCAGACUUGACGAGAGUCAAAUGAUGGAAUGCCAGCAAUUAAAGAUGCAGUUGGAGCAUGAAUUAGACAUGCUGACUGCCUACCAGAGUAAGAGCAAGAUGCAAGCCGAGGCGCAGCGCAACCGCGAGCGGAGGGAGCUCGAGGACCGGGUCAACGUCAGGCGAGCGCUACUCGAGCAGAAGAUGGAAAUGGAGAUGGCUCAGUUUGCGGCGGAGCGAGGCGAGCGCACGCGGCUACUGCACGAGCGCCACGAGAGGGAACUUGCUCAGUUCGACAGUGAGAGCGUGCGUCUCGGCUUUAGUGCACUGGCGAUCGCAGAAGGGAGCCGCGAGGGUUACGGCGAGGAGGAGCAGUCGCUGUCGGGCUCGAUGUUGUCGCUGGCGCACAGCAACUCCUCGGCGAGCUUCGCGGCCGGCUCGCUCUAACGCCGUCUGUCCCUCUCAUGCUGUUGCCAAAAUCGUAAUCUUCACUCUUAUAAAAAUCUGCAUGUACUACGGAGAACUUGCGCAUAAAUAUAUCGACGCUUGAAAGGCAAACGUGACUAAACGACAAUAACUGCUUUGUACAUAAAAAUGAUAGGCAAUAACCGUAUUCGA